Telopea speciosissima is the source of this 932-nucleotide messenger RNA. RefSeq names its product protein Mpv17. The record is from RefSeq and is a predicted model, not a curated record. NCBI's taxonomy places the organism in Eukaryota, Viridiplantae, Streptophyta, Magnoliopsida, Proteales, Proteaceae. Gene Ontology annotation, cellular component: membrane; cytoplasm. The transcript has 3 exons. Bases 49 to 705 code for a protein of 218 amino acids.
GUCUCCUCUCACUCCUUGUCUUCGUUUUACCUCUUUCUCUUUGUAUGUAUGAUGUUGAGGUUGUGGAAAUGGUAUCAGAAAUGUUUGGAUGUUCAUCCGGUUAAGACCCAGAUCAUCAGCUCCGGCUUUCUUUGGGGUGUUGGAGAUGUUGCGGCUCAAACCAUAACCCAUUCUACAAUGAAGAAACACCAUCUGAACUCUCAGGAUGCAGAUAAGGAUUUUAAAAUAAACUGGAAAAGAGUGGCUAUUACAAGCAUGUUUGGAUUUGGAUUUGUUGGACCAGUAGGUCAUUUCUGGUAUGAGGGCAUAGACCAAUUCAUAAGGUUGCGUCUUCAUCUACAACCUAAAUCGAUGCGGUUUGUCGCUACUAAAGUGGCCAUGGAUGGUAUAAUCUUCGGGCCUUUAGAUCUGUUUGUGUUUUUUUCGUAUAUGGGGCUUUCCAUGGGCAAGAGUAUUGAUCAAGUGAAGGUAGAUGUGAAGAGAGAUUUCCUCCCAGCCUUGAUUUUGGAGGGUGGUAUCUGGCCACUUGUUCAGGUUGCUAAUUUCCGAUUUGUUCCCGUGCGAUACCAACUUCUCUAUGUCAACCUCUUUUGUUUAGUAGACAGCGCUUUUUUAUCAUGGAUUGAACAGCAAGAGGAUGCUUCUUGGAAGCAGUGGAUUACAUCUUUUCUAUCCUUGGAAGAACAAGAAGAAGGCCAGGGCUGAUGAUGAUGUCUUCUGAUCAUCUCUUAUAAUCUUUCUCUCUCUGUCAGGUGAUUGAAAUGCAAAAAAUGUGCACCAAAAUAUUCAUGUGAUGUACAAAUAAUUUCGAAGGGACCCGGAAAUGCCAACAUGUGUUUUAAGGUUGGGAUUUGGGGGUAAGAUGUAAAACUAUUUUCAGGCUUUACAUAUUGAUUAGGCUAUUGCAUCAGACAGGGCCUGAAUACUGCAAU